Messenger RNA from Puccinia graminis f. sp. tritici CRL 75-36-700-3, 3150 nucleotides. RefSeq lists its product as uncharacterized. NCBI's taxonomy places the organism in Eukaryota, Fungi, Basidiomycota, Pucciniomycetes, Pucciniales, Pucciniaceae. Bases 1 to 3150 code for a protein of 1049 amino acids. The transcript is spliced from 7 exons. The record is from RefSeq and is a predicted model, not a curated record.
AUGUUCGACCCAAGUUCGCACAGCCCUCAUUCCACAGUUCAUCACCAAACCCCAGCGGAUCAACAGCGCCCAACCUACUCCCUAGCCCAUUCACAACCGCCCCUGAAUCCCGAAAGAACAACCUACGCGCCGCAUUAUCACCAAGCACCGCCUCUUCCCCAACCCCAAAAUUAUGUCCUGAACAACCAACAUCAAGAACUCGAUAUCGAGCCCCUCCGAAUAAAUAACAACAACAACAACUCCAACCAUCCUCGUUACAUUCACAACCACCAUCAUCCAACAGGACAGCUCUCCAACACCGGUGCACCAGCAUAUCUCAAGCCUGCUGAUCCUUGCUUGAAUUCGGCAGGUGGGGCGAGCGGCCAGCAACAUACUCACUGUGCCCAACAACUACUGCCGAUGCAGCCCUUAACUACUCAGAAUUCCCGACGGGCCCCGCCAAGGCAGCCCGGAUCACCGACAGUUAAUCAAUAUCCACCCGCUCAUCGUCAGUCAGCGCCUCACAUUACCUUGGCCAGCGCAAAUCGAGAUGGAGCUGCUCGAAUCAACCAGGGUUUGUUAAACCUACACCCUCAACACCCUCAGAAUCCUCAACCCUCACCAAAUCAUCAUCAGUCUCAAACUUCUCGACAAUCUGAAAAUCACAAUUUCAGCCGCAGUCACCUCGGAAACACUUUAAAGCACCCUCUACCCUCCUCAACAUCCACCCCCAAUUACGCCCCAUUGCCUGCCCCUACGGGGCACAAAGUCCAGACCCAUACAAAUAGAUCGGUCUCUUCUCACCACUCUUCAAGCUCGGUUCCCCUUCGUUCCUUAAACGCGCCGACAAGUUCGGUACCCCUUGCCUCCGCAGCUACUAGCCAAGCUCCGUCAAGUUCGGUCCCCACUUGCCCAGUACCUGCUACCCAAGGACAUCGAAAGCCCUCUAAAUCACGUAAAUCCCACUCCAACGCAUGCCCGAAGGCCUCCGACCCCCAUCCAGAACAUUCACCCUCGACUUCGGGACCACUAAAAGUUUCUGCGCUACCCAAUCUCCAAAAAGAGCUGCAAGCUGCGUUUGCAGCAAAUGAUAAGACAGCCGGAAGCAAGAGGGCAAAGGCCACAGGUAAAAAACCUCGGGAAAAUGCCCAGACAACCAAAACUACUGCAGAGGGCCAGUCGCGGCAACCUUCUCGUGCGGAUCCGCCCUCCCGAUCCCAACGGUGCAACGUUUUGGGUGCAACUACUGAUCCUGCGCCUACAAAAACAAUCACCGCAUCGUUGAAUCCAAAUCUACACGUACCACCUCUGACAGCCGAUUUGGACCUUUCGGGGCUGCAGUCCCCUCCAUCCCCAGAUCUGAAUGUGGAUGUGAAUGAUGGGGCAGAACCCAGUGGCAAUGUGGGGCCCACCAACAACGCGGAUCACAGCGACCAAGGCGAUGUCGAUUCAGACAAUCAACCUAAUGAUAAUGAAGGCUCCAGUGGUGAGAAGAGAAAAAAACUAGCUCAUCACCUUGUAAAACAACUCUAUGCGAUGGAUACAGACACACUUCGGGACGCUGUACGUAAACAUGGACACUAUACUCGACUCGUGGCAGAGGAUAAAGUCGAACUUGACGACGCCCAUGAAGAAUAUCUCAAGCAAGUUUACCGAAUCUGUGGCACCAACUUGCUCCAAAUUGAUUCGGUCAUGAAAUAUAUCGGUCAAGGUAACCGGACACGAGGCGGUACCAUGUACAGCUACUUCUGUCAAUACAAUCCGGAGGCUGUCAGGAUUAAGAAUGAUUCUACUAUACCUAUUCAACAGCGAUGGUCCCAAUGCGGUGCACUCUGGCGGAAGCUCUCCAAAGAGGAAAAAAAUUUAUACAACGAUCCGACUUACCUGGCAACACUUCCAAAUCCAUUCGUUCAAGAGGGGGACAACACAACCAACCAACCAACAUCGGAAACAGUCAAGGGAAAGUCAGCUCGCAAGGUCGCCAAGCCAAGUAAAUUUGAUGUGAAUCGAUGGGCCAACAAGAUAGGAACAGAUAUGGUUAAUUUAAGCGCUUCACAUGCAAUCGAGGGCUUCGUGGUCCUUGUAUACCCUCACCAGAAGGGCCGAGCUGUAUUGACUGGAGGUAGCAAGAUGGGCGAAGCGUUCCUCGAUAUGAUUCAAGCCGGGCCCAAUCCUGUGAACGACUUCUUGGACUUUGUCAAAGGACAGUUUGCAAUGAAACAUAUAUUGGGCACCGAAGCGCCGCUUCUGACAAAGAAGAGGAAAAGAAAGGCAGGGAAAGAUGGAGUGGAAAGGAGCAAAUAUGACAAAGGCAAUUUAGAGGAUAACCGACAUGAAAUUCGAGAACAACUUGGAUAUGCUAUUUAUAAAGCAUCUAACCAUAUUUGGCGGAAUGGAAGGCCUGGAGCGAAGACGAACUACAGAUUGCAGAAACUGAACCUGACACUGCGAGUCACGGAGAAUCCGCUCAAUGUUUUGCCGGAGGAAUUUUGCAAGCGGCCAUCCGACUUGUUGGAUGAAGAAUGCCAACGGCUUUUAACAGCACUGGGGGAGGGUUGGGUGGAGCUUCUAGGGCCGAAGCCAUCAAAUAACCGUACUGUUGGAGCGGAAGUCGAAGCCGAGACCAAGGGUGAAUCAGUCCCUUCACACAAGAAACCAGGUCCCAAGGGAAAACAGAACCCCAAGAAAACUGGCGAUUGUCAGAAGGAAGCGGAAAUAACUACUCAGAAGACGAAAACCGCUGUGAAGAAGGCUCGGGGCCAAAAAAAAACCCCCCCAAAAAAACGUGUUGUGUCCGACGAGUCAGAAGACGCAGGAGAGACUCCAAGCAAAUCCAGCGAAGAAGACCGAUUGGAAGAAGGGGAUGAAUCGGAGAACAAUGGCCCUAGUGCACGGCAGCCAGGAAGGUCGACUAGGAAGAGCGGAAGAACAUCAAAGAAAGCGAAAAACUACAAAGAAUUGUCUCACGCUUCAGCCAGCAGUUCAACCGAGGCCUCGGACAAAGAUACUGAAGGCCCCGAUCCAAAGAAACGGCGUCAAGGGAAAAAGAAAAGCGACAAGACUGAACAUAUUCAAGAUGUACAGGAUACCGAGGACGUACAUGAUGUACAGGACAGCCUAGCCAAGCAAAAGCCCCCCCCCCCAAACCCAAGAGGAAAUGGAAACCAAUAA